GCGCACGCUCGUCAGAACGAAUAGGCCUUGUCCGAUUUAGGGUGACGACAACUGAAGCUCCUUUGCCUUCCGAACGAACUGCAGCACUCUAACUCUACUCGCAUCUACCUCUACUCGCCUACGCAGCCUUCUUGACAAUGAGCGGUAUCGACAAUGAGGGUUCGACGCCGUCUCCCACAAACACUCUCGUGACGGCCUUGUUGACCGACAUGUAUCAAAUAUCCAUGACCUAUGCGCACUGGAAAAAUGAUCGAGCCGAUGAUGAAUCUGUGUUUGAGCUCUUCUUCCGCAGGAAUCCCUUCGGUGGAGAAUACACGAUCUUUGCCGGUCUUGACGAAUGUCUCAAAUUCAUGGCGCACUUCAAAUUUACACAGUCCGAUGUUGACUAUCUCAAGACAAUACCGUCAAUGAAAGGUUGUGACGAUGCUUUCUUCGACUGGCUCUUGCAAGUCGACACAUCCAAGGUCAAAGUUUACGCCAUGCGGGACGGAUCCGUCGCCUUUCCCCGUAUGCCACUUCUCAUGGUCCAAGGUCCACUGGGCAUCGCCCAACUACUCGAAACAACGCUAUUGACACUCGUCAAUUACCCUAGUUUGAUUGCCACCAACGCAUCCCGGAUGGUCUUGGCCGCGACGGAACGUCGUGAAGUGUCCGAAAGCCUGCCCGCGCAAUGUCGUCAAACCCCCGUCUGUGUCGAGUUCGGUUUGCGGCGAGCUCAGGGUCCCGACGGGGGAUUUAGUGCGAGCAAGUACGCGGCCAUGGGCGGAUUCGUCGCCACCUCCAACGUACAAGCCGGAAAGCUGCUGGGUCUGAAUGUGGCGGGCACACACGCGCACGCUUUUGUCCAAACCUACACCGGUCUCGAAGAAGUAAAGGGUCGCACCGUGACCGACAACACUGAGCAAGGCACUGGGGAAAAUGUCGAAAUUCUCCCCAAGGUUUUGGAAUACCGCCACAAAUUGGCGACAGACAAUCCAAAUUUCGGCACCACAAACGACGGCGAACUGGCUGCGUUUAUUGCCUACGCCGUCGCAUUUCCACACAAUUUUUUGUGUCUUGUGGAUACGUACGAAACACUAACGUCGGGCUUACUAAAUUUUGUCGUGGUCACGUUGGUCUUGGACGAUCUUGGUUAUGUUCCUAAGGGGAUACGACUUGACUCGGGUGAUCUAGCCUACCUCUCUCUGGAGUGUGCCAAGUGUUUCGCCAGCUUUGCAGAAAAACGUCCCUAUUUUCACAAUCUUUCGAUUGUGGCAAGCAACGAUAUAAACGAGGAUGUCCUACAUGCGCUCAACAAGCAAGACCAUGCCAUAACCGUCUAUGGAAUCGGCACGAACCUGGUCACGUGCCAAGCUCAACCUGCCCUGGGCUGUGUGUAUAAGCUCGUCGAAGUCGAAGGUAGACCGCGGAUGAAACUCUCACAAGAAAUCGAGAAAGUUUUGAUUCCAGGCAGAAAGAAGCCUUACCGACUGGUUGGUAGGGAUGGCCGUCCCAUUAUGGACUUACUGACGGGCUAUGACGAAUCUGAGCCUCAGACCAACGUACGCAUUCUAUGCCGCCACGCCUUUAUCGAACGCAAACGAGCCGCCGUCACACCCUCCCGUGUUGAAGCUCUCCACGUCCUUGUCUUUGACCAUGGCAAAGUUGUUCCGGAUGCCAACCGAAAUCUGGAUCAAGCCCGUGUGGCGGCGGCCGAGGAAUUGCAACGACUCCGCCCCGAUGUGCGACGGUAUUUUAACCCGACACCAUACAAGAUUGCCGUAACCGACAGUUUGUUUCACUUUUUACAUGAGCUGUGGCAAUCGGAAACACCCGUACCAGAGUUAUCAUAGUGACGAGAGCGGAAUAGCAACGGCAUUGUUUCGAUGGUAUUGGAGUUUCUUGUACAUGCUCCAUGCUUUAUAUUGUCUGGUUCCAGUAAAACUGGAGGAAGGGAGACUAUGGCACAACAUGAUCCUUGUUUCCUGUGUCAGAUCCGCACAAGGCUACCGGACUUGCAUAAACUUUUUACAGUUAAUCAAUGUUUACUCUCCUGUCUUGCAGAAUGAGACCCG
Messenger RNA from Phaeodactylum tricornutum CCAP 1055/1, 2054 nucleotides. RefSeq lists its product with no specific name. The record is from RefSeq and is a predicted model, not a curated record. Gene Ontology annotation, biological process: NAD+ biosynthetic process. The transcript has a single exon. NCBI's taxonomy places the organism in Eukaryota, Bacillariophyta, Bacillariophyceae, Surirellales, Neidiaceae. Bases 138 to 1832 code for a protein of 564 amino acids. Gene Ontology annotation, molecular function: nicotinate phosphoribosyltransferase activity.